AUGUACAGCACCUACAGCGCGACAUUGCUCUCGGAGUUCGCCAAGGCGCUCGUGUCCCUGGUGAUGCUGCUGUCGACGGUGGGCAUAUCCGAGGUCGAGAUCAACUGGUUGUACAUGCGGAGAUAUGCGGUGCCAGGUGCCGUCGCGGUCGCGGAUUUCGUGAACAACAACCUCGUUUUCUUGAUUCAGGAGCGCCUAGAUCCAGCGACGUUCCAGCUCGUGGGUCAGAUGAAAAUCGUCUUCACAGGACGACUGCUCUUCCGGUUCGUCCUUCACCGGAAGCUGACCAAGGUUCAAUACCUGGCCAUCUGGCAGCUUGCCUGCGGCACGGCCGUGAGCCAGAUCCGAAGCUCGAAUUCGGAACGGGCCUCGGCAGCGGAAACGUCCGCCUAUUUUGGUUUCCUGCUGUGCAUGUUUUCUUGCUUGCUCUCGGCGCUGGGCGGCAUCUACACCGAGAAGCUGCUGAAGGACAAGCUGGAGGACAUCCCGCGGCGGCGGACUCGUGGGGAAUAG
Molecule: messenger RNA, 513 nt
Organism: Prorocentrum cordatum
Lineage: Eukaryota; Dinophyceae; Prorocentrales; Prorocentraceae
Source: the annotation of a GenBank genome assembly